AGAGUGUCCACUUUAGUUAAUUAUGCUCUCCCCAUCUUUUUUUCCGUGUGUUUUAUAAGUUUGUAUUUUUAAACACUCGAUAGCACACAGCACUAACACACAUGCAUUUUUUUAGAAUUGGAACAAUAUAUUGAUGUAGUACAUCUGUUUGUCGAAGUCGUGUGAUUAUCCCCCAGGACAUAUUUUUUGAGAGCUGUUAAGAAAGGUCAGCAAUGGUUGUUGUAGAUGGCGCUGUCAGGAAACACCACCAGCAACUCUGACGUCAACAGCUACUACCUCAGUCGGGCGCUAUGGCCUGCAGUGGCGUACACCGUGUUGAUGAUGACGGUGGGCACCGUGGGCAACAUCCUGGUGCUGGUGGUCUACAGGAGGCAGUAUCGCAAGAGCGUCACCCGGCUCUUCAUCUUCGCCCUGGCCGCGCUGGACAUCGGCAACUGCUUGAUCACCAUGCCUGCGGAGCUGGUCAUCUUGAUCCACUUCACUUCCUUCCCGUCAGCCACCUGGUGCAAGGCCACGCGCUACUUGACCUAUAUAUUUAACGGAAGUAGUUCCAUUAUACUGAUAGCCAUUUCCAUGGACAGAUAUUUUAAAGUGUGCCGUCCAACACAUCAAGGUAUGGACAUUGGCAGAGCACGGCUCGUGUGUUACGGCUCUUUCCUUUUAGCCGCCCUGCUCUCCAUACCGGCUCUCGUUAUCUACGGAGACAUGGUCAUCCCAGUUUUAAUUACUGGCGAGGAGGUCUCUUUGCUCCCGUUUGACACUCCCAUGAAGAACAGGUCAAUGCACAGGGUCAACUCCGAGGGGAUUACUGAGACUACCAUCACAGGGACGUUCUGUCUGCUGACCACGGACUACAUGGACAGCCUACUGCCCACUUUCUUUUAUAUUGGGAUGCUGGUUCUUUACCUUAUUCUCAUCUUCUUCGUCAUCUUCUUUUAUAGCCAAGUUGCGAAGACCAUGUUUGUGCUGACCCGGAAGCAUUCCCAGAUGUUUACCUUCUAUACCACCCGCGAACUGUCUUCCCCAAACUCCGUGGUGCUGGACGACCGGCCCGUAAGCCACAGCUGCGGGGCUUCCAAUAUAGUCAUUAGGGAGGUGAGUACCUUCGACGAGGACGGGCCCUACGACCAAUGCGGUCAGCUUGAUCCGGUGUCUACAGUUGGCAGCUCUCAUCCGUGUGAUCAAGAAGACAUAUCGCGCCAAGGGAGAUCACAAUCCCAAAGAACAGCCUUGGGGACCAAGUUAAGGAACAUGACAAACUCAUUUCGAUUUAACGAUAAUAAAAACGCAUCCGUAAGAAGCCAUCAGCUAAACCACGAUGAGGGAAAGACGCAUUUGAGAAACAUUUUUAACCUCGAGUCCAAUGCCGCAGACGCAACUCUUUCAAUCCAAAACAACUCAAGCGCCGUUCGCAGAGACAAAACUCAGAGCGAGAUAAUUCCCGUGCCCAUCGACGUUAAUUCGAAUUCUCAAAUCGGCAGCAAAAAGUUUCGAAAGUCCCACAAGAUUCCGAAAAUAAAAGUCCACGAUGCAUGCGACAGCAACGACAGGCUGAACUACACUUCCUCCAUGCACAGCAUUGACCUGAAGAGUCUCAACGUAUCCAACAACAGUCUGCUGCUAAGGAGAAUUAAGAGCGCGGAGAACAUCAACUCUCUGACGCGCUUGAACAAGCUGCACAUGCCGGAAAGGGCAUCUACCAAGAAGAUCACCGCGCCCAUUUUUCCGGACGCGUACGAGGACCUGCUUCCGAAAGUCUCCAGCCGGAAGUCACGAAAGGAAAAGACGACGGAGGUAGGUCACGUGACGAAAAGCUGCGUCAACUUGGAUUACGUAGGUGGCUGUGACGAUGACAGUGACAGCCACAUGAGGGCCAACUCUGAGAAGACUUUAACCCUCACAAAGAAAACAUCUCCCCAAGGAAAAAAGAAAAUAUGCGUCAUCCCGCUAACAGGUCUGUCUACAAAAACUGCUCUGCUGGCACAGGAUAGCCAAGGGGAGUUUAACACCACAAAGGGAAAUAACCCAACAAUAAACGGUAAAAAAGAUACUUUGUCUGCCUUGAAACCAAGUAAUCCUGAAAAAGUGCCCAGUGUUGAUCACCUUGACGUCACACUCAGGCCAAAGAGCCCGGAAGUUGCCGCACCCGGUGGCAGCUCCAGGGCGUCGUCGAACAGUAGAAAAUCUCAAGAGGGCGCCAAGAACUCGCGCUCUCCUAGGCAAGAGAUAGUCAGCACUGCGGACAUUCUUCAGGAGCACCACAACCGAUGCUCCCUGCAUCCUUUCAGAACCAGCAGGAUGCUCUUCACCAUUUCCCUAGUCUUUGUCAUCAGUUUCCUCCCCUUCUUCAUUAUCGCCUUGAUCAGGUCAUCCAUGGGGUCAAGUUUUCUCGUCUCCCUAACCAACGCUCAGCUUGGCGUGGUCAGCAUCUUCAUUCGAUCCUCCCUCAUCAGCAAUGCGGUCAACCCGAUCAUCUACGGUCUGCUGAGUAGCCACUUCCGCCGUGAGUGCACUGGUCUGGUAUGCUGCCUGUGGAGAUAAUGCUGUCAUGACGACAUUGUUUCAAUCAUAGCUAAUGCCCGGGCAUUCAUCUCAUUUCUGUGAGAUCCAUUAUGGCUUUGGCUGAAGGGGGGUGUGGGCAAAGACAAUUAUAUCAAGAAUGUUGUAGAUUGUGGGGCGCGGUGGAUGAGAAGUUAAGCGCUUGGCUUCCGAACCUUGGGUCCUUGGUUCGAAUCUCGGGGAAUUUCGGGAUUUUUAAGGCGCCCCAGAGUCUAACCAACUGUAAUGGGUAACUGACUUUAGUUGGGGAAAGUAAAUGCAGUUGGUCGUUAUGCUGACCACAUGACAUCCAGCUCGUUAACCGUUGGCGAAAUGAACAGAUGACCUUAUCAUUAUCUGCCCAAUAAAUCGCAAUGUCUGAAAGUGGAACUUUUUUGUAGAUUGUGUUCAUUGGUCCUAAAAGUUAGUGUGCUACAGUAAUGAUGCACAAAUGUCUUAAUGGCCGUACUGUAAACCUUCAAACAGUCAAGCAGGAGAUUGGCCUGGAUUUCUAUCAUUUCAUAUCUGAAAAAAAAAAUUUUCAGGAUAUAUAGCUUAUAAAAAAAAAUGUGAUACAGUAAUGAUGCAUAAAUGUCUUAAUGGCCGUACUGUAAACCUUCGAACAAAUAAGCAGGAGAUCGGCGAGGAUUUCUAAACUUUCAUAUCUGAGAAAACAAUAUUCAGGAUAUAUAGCUUACAUAAAACAAUCAUUAAAAUGGGUGUCUGUUAUUGUGCGUUGUUGGUGCAUCAUUUCCGGGAUCGUUGCCAUUGAUUUGUAAGCUGAUCUGAUUUGAAAAAAAAAAUUGGGUGGGGGGGGGGAAUACUAUUAGCAAAUGUUGUUUAUACUCCCCUCCUCUCUCUUUACCAACUUUUUCUGAUGUUUUCAAACAUUGAAGAGUGCUUUUGUAACGAAUAGAGAGUUAUUCUGUGCCUCUCUGAUAAGGACUAUACGUCUGACACUGUGUCAGGAACACUAGACUUCCAAAAUGAAAAUUAAUUAAUGACCACUAAUUGAUUAACUAAUUAAAAAACAAUAUUCAUGUAUUAUCAUGGACUAUGGGUUACUGUGCCAAAUUUCAAGUUGAUCCGAGAACAGGAAGUGGGUGGGAAAAAAAAAGACGUAUACAAAACGUAAAGGGAAUAACUUCACAUAUACAUCCACAUCUCUCGAGUAGUAGCAUUUUUUUCCUCUUUUUCAAUUUCCAAACAGAAUAAUCGAUAACCAAUAAUUAAUUGACAAGUUGGUUAGUUUUUAUUAUUAUUGAUUCGUGUGUUGUUAUCGACAAUGAAUGAUUGGGCAAUGUUUCAACUUGAUCCGAGAAUGGGAAGUGGGAGAAAUCACGUGAUCAACAGUUGUACUAGACAGAGUGAGUUGGUAUAAACUUUGUACAAGAAAUAAGAGCAGCAGACUGGUAUAGAAUGUGCUCGAUGUUCAAGCAUGGAUUACUUUACAAGGAUCUAAAGAUUGUGUUAGGGACAUGUGUGCAGGGAAAAUAAAAGAUGCGUGUGUGUGUGUGUGUGAAAGUCAAUCAGUCAGUCAGUCAGCACUUGACUUACAUGUAGAAGAAUAUUACAAAGGACUUUUUGUUGUGUUCUUAUUCUCAACAUUUUCAUUCAAAUCCUGGAUUUUUAAAAAACAAUUAACGAUUUACUAAUGUUGAAUGUUUGUAACAUCGUAUCAUCCAGGAUUAACUCUUUAUCUCCGUAAUUAUUUAUCACAUUCUAGUGGAAUCGACGUUGGUAGCGUCAGUUAGGAGAGAAAGAGUUAAAUUUAACACGAGUUACAGCCCUUUAAUUACUACAUAGUGUCAGACUUUUAUACCUUCUUUAUUUCGAAUUAAGAAAUAUUUUU
This is a messenger RNA of Biomphalaria glabrata, 4390 nucleotides long. RefSeq lists its product as uncharacterized. The transcript has 3 exons. Lineage: Eukaryota; Metazoa; Mollusca; Gastropoda; Planorbidae. The record is from RefSeq and is a predicted model, not a curated record. Gene Ontology annotation, molecular function: neuropeptide receptor activity. The coding region runs from base 226 to 2541 and encodes 771 amino acids. Gene Ontology annotation, biological process: neuropeptide signaling pathway. Gene Ontology annotation, cellular component: membrane.